Pocillopora damicornis (cauliflower coral) is the source of this 1957-nucleotide messenger RNA. RefSeq lists its product as uncharacterized. The record is from RefSeq and is a predicted model, not a curated record. NCBI's taxonomy places the organism in Eukaryota, Metazoa, Cnidaria, Anthozoa, Scleractinia, Pocilloporidae.
GCCAUUUUGAAAAGACAGAAUCAUCAGGCUGAUUCAUAAACAAUCAUAAAGGACAUGUCUCGUCCUUCAAAGGCCCGGAAAAACGCGGAAACUACAAAUGGAGAUUCCAAACACACUGAUGAGCCGUCUAACUGUAUAAUUUGUUUGGAAAAAGUUAUCUGUCGCGGAAAAUUAAGCGUUUGUAAUCACUGGUUCUGUUUCCCAUGCAUAUUGGAGUGGUCAGAGAACACAAAUACCUGUCCGAUAUGCAAGGCCCGAUUUCGAUGCAUAACAAAGGUUCAUCUGAGCCCUUUCAGAUCCCCACCAACAAAGGUCCGUGUAGGAGACAAGGAUCAGAGAGUUUGGAAUGAUGAUGAUGAGUUAGUAGAGGAAGAUAUAUUUGGUGCAUUUGAUUUGGAUGAUUUUGAUGAUGAUUAUGAGCCUUCUUCUCACUACAGUAACCCUUGGACAAGACAAUCCAGGCAACAGAUGAAUACCAAUUUAGAGAGUUCAGGAGGAAGUCACAUAUGUGCUUCAAGCCAGCUGCAUCUUAAUGAGUAUGACCUUGAAGAUUCCUUUAUAAAUGAUGACAACGAUGAUGAUGAGCCCCUGUUUACAGCAUAUCACAGUACUGAUUCUGAAGAAAGCAAUGGCAUAAGUCCAUUUAUAGAAAGAACCAGCCCAUAUCAGUUCCGAAACAGGCAUGAUCCAAGAACAAGAUCUUCUAGAAGUUCAAGUGACAUUAAUAACAGUUUUCCCAAAAUUGAAGAUGCAUGCUCAUCCCAAGCAAGUCUUGGAAGGUUUAUAGUUAGCAGUGAUGAUUCACCAGAUGAGCUGAACAGUGACUGGGUACCGUUUGGCAAUAUUGGAAACAAUUCAAGGACUAAAGGCAAGUCAGACAAGGUGAAAGCAAAGGAAUGCUGUUCCAAGAGAACAAGAGCCUUAAGGAAGUCCAGAGCAAAAACCCCUAAGAAACACAAAGGCUGCAAGCAGAAAAGUAGCAAUGGCAAAAGGAAAAGACAGCAGUCUACAACUAGGAAUGAAAGGACAUCUUUAAGUCAUGGAGAACCCGGCCAGUGUUCUAUGGAUGGCUGGAUCAGCAUGGCUUCGAAAAAUGGAGAACGGCUUCCUUUGUCUUCAUUGUCAACUAAUCUAAGGACUCCUAAGAAAAGGACUUACAAAGGAAAGAAAGCCACUAAAAAUGAAGAUAACUCAAAUUAUGGUGAGGUGUAUGACAGAAGCAGUGCUUCUGAGGAUGAAUUUUUGAUUGAUCGAAUCAACAAAGGAAAAAAAAUCAAGACUUCUGUGCAUAGCUGGCAGGAAAGGAAACCUAAGAUCAAACCUAAGAUCAACAAGUUAUACUCCAGAUGGGCACAACAACAGGAAUCUAUCCCUUCUGCUUUAAUGCCAUCAUCCAGUGUGACAAGUGAUGAUAGAGGCAAAAUCAACUCUGUCGAUGAAGAAGAUUAUUCAGAUGUUAUAUUUGUACACCCCACUCCUCAACCAAAUGAAAAACGAUCAAUAUUCACCAGAAGGAAACACAGGUCUCCUGGUACAUCAUUUGAUAACAUGGAUGUUAUUACUAAUAAUCCUCCACAUUCACAAAUUCAGACACAAUAUGGACAUAAAAUUACUGACUCUCAGAGUGAUACAUGUCGUACUCGUGGAAGAACAGAGGCUAAAUCACGACAGAAGAGUCCUAUCAAGGCUACUAUCUCUCCUGCUAUUAAGAAGAGGAAAAAACCAAGGAGGGUGCUAUUGCUCAGCAGUGACAGUGAUUGAUUGAAUGCAAGUUUUGUUUAUACAGAAAAAAUCUUCAAGUUAACAGCUCUCAUUAUGGGUGUCCUAUUAUUAAAGCAAUAAAAAAAAAUUACUAAUGAACAUCAUUGAUCAUACAAUACAUUUUCCAAAACUCAUAUUUUGAAGUACUUCUUUCCUUUAUGUUAACAAUUUGUUAAUUAAAAGCUACUUCUGCCAA